Phaedon cochleariae (mustard beetle) is the source of this 636-nucleotide messenger RNA. The record is from the annotation of a GenBank genome assembly. Lineage: Eukaryota; Metazoa; Arthropoda; Insecta; Coleoptera; Chrysomelidae.
GAUCUGGAGAAAUUGUUACCGAAAGGUGACAGAAAUCCAAUAAACCCAAAAGAAGAAGAAGAAGAAGAAGCAAAAGGAGAGUUGAAGGAAUAUGAAGUCAUCGGGCGCAAGCUUCCUACCGAAAAGGAGCGAGAUACUCCUUUAUACAGAAUGAGAAUAUUUGCACCAGAUCAAAUUGUAGCUAAGUCUCGUUUCUGGUAUUUUCUGAGACAACUGAAAAAAUUCAAGAAAUCUACUGGUGAGAUUGUUUCUGUCAAAUUGGUACCAGAAAAAUCGCCCAUAAGAAUCAAGAACUUUGGUAUUUGGCUCAGGUAUGAUUCCAGAUCUGGCACACACAAUAUGUACAGGGAAUAUCGUGACCUCAGUGUUUCUGGAGCAGUAACAUCAUGCUACAGAGAUAUGGGAGCUCGCCAUAGAGCUAGGGCACAUGCUAUUCAGAUUAUCAAGGUCGAAGAAGUGAAAGCCUCAGACACAAGAAGGCCCCAAGUAAAACAAUUCCACGACUCCAAAAUUAGGUUCCCGUUGCCUAAGCGUAUCCAACACAACUCUAUGAACAGGUUCUCUGUCCGCAAGCCAAGAACUUACUUCUUGUAAUCCUUGUAGCAUAAGUGCAGAAAUAAAUUGGUUUAUAUUGAC